ACAAAGUGCGUUGUUGCUGCAGUUGGUGUCACAAGUUAAAACGCGUAGUGCGAAAAGCGGUUGUACGAAUCCCUUCAAGUUAGCUGAAACGAUUACUUGUUUGCAACUUUAUCUUUCCCCAAAAUCAUACUUCUUUCGCAUUAGUUGCUUGAGCUGGAAAACCGCGACGUCAGCGUCCGUUCACGACAAAGCGACUCCCGUCAAUUUUCGUCAAUUUUUGCAUUUCAUCGUUUGCGCUCCUCAGUUACUUUUCGCGUUUCACAACGAAUAGUCCAAGAUGCGGACAAUUGCAGCCGUAAUUAUCGUCGCGCAUUUGGUAUUCGUUGUCAUCGAGGCAACCGUCGCGCCUCGCAUUGAACCGGUCUCUUCGACGGAGACUUCGCUGGCUCGGCUCAACUUCCUGGUUGGUGUCGCGCAGCUGGGCGCGCUUCGCGAAAACGGCACGCGCUGUGGCAGAGAACUUGAAACUCUGCUGAAGGCUGUAGCGGCCAAAGAGUUUUGGAGCUUAAAAGUGCUCGAUUCGUUUGGCGCGCCGCCGAAGUCCUUCAGUUGGGGCAAUUACUACUGGUUUGCGCCGCAGUGGCAGUGCAACGAUCUAAAUAGGCCGUACGUUGUCGGCAUCUCGCCGGAGUUUUUUCGCUCCUACACCUUUAAUCCGUUCAAUGUCACCAGCCCUUUUCGUCUGCGCCUCACCAUGGUGUAUAUGCGUUUCUCCACACCACACUAUAUCGACGUUCGACUUCCGUAUGAGUCUUUCAUUCACAUCGGUCUGUGUUUGCCACAAUCCUGCUCGACUGCCGCUCUGCGUCGCUACACGGAUGAGUACUUUCUGCGCGGGGAGUUUGCGAUGCAACGCGAUUUUAAACUUCAAAUGCAGUCGGUCGCAGCUAGAGUACCGUCUUUCGGUUUGGAUUUCUUCCAGCAAACCGGAACACUCAUUUCCAUCAUUAUUCUCACCACACUGGUUUUGCUCAUGGCUUUAGCUGAAAUUGUACAUCGCUCUAAAGCGAAAUUGAAGCUACAACAACUGCUGCAUACAAAAGCUCCAAUCGCUACUGCAAUGGUAUGCGGCGUGCAUAUAGCAAAUACUCCGACAGAGUCAGCAAUUGAAAGCACCACUGCUAAAAGCUCGACAAUUGAAGAGAUUUUGUUGUGUUUCCGAUUGCCGGAGAAUUGGCAGCGCGCUUUGCAAGUCGACCGCACAAAUUCAAAUUCAAACUUUGUAGACGUUAUUGCCGGCGUGCGCACCUGUAUUUGCUUGUGGAUUUCCACUUUUCACGUAUACUACUACUCGAUCUUCGCACUGUCCAAUAUGCCCGUGGUGUUCGCGGCAAUGGGAAACUUUCUCAACCAACCGCUUUCACAGGCCAUUUUUUUCGUGGAUAUUUUCUUUGUUAUUAGCGCGAUACUGCUCGUCUACAAUUUCCUCUCUUCUGAGUCGAGAUUGGAGAAGAUUAGACAAAAUGAUUUCGUACAGAAUUCGAAAUUAUUUGGAAAACUUCUGUUGCAUCGGUAUUUGCGACUCACGCCGAUGCUCAUUAUUACAAUGCUUCUUAGCGAUGUGUUCUACGAUUUGACCAACACAUAUUCACCCUUUUACUUGGGAGUGAACAGCGGGUUUUAUUGCAAGCAGAGUUGGUGGCACAAUGUACUCUAUAUACAAAACUUCUUGGAAAUGAAAGAUAUCUGCUGCUCAUGGACUUGGUAUUUGGCCUGCGAAAUGCAGUUCAAUGUGCUCAUAACCGCUUUGCUCUUUUUGUAUGUUAAAAAAGAACGGUUUGCCAAAGUCGUCUUCGUCACAUUGGCGUUGGGAUUUCCGGUGGUCGGCUGGUGGUGUAAUUACUACAAUGGCAUCACAUUUGACAUUGAUAAACUACAUUCCACGCUGACUCAGCUGUACGUGAAGCCAUGGGUGCGCAUCAAUCCAUAUCUCGGCGGCGCCCUUUGCGGCUGGCUGCUGCACCAUCUCGCCCAGCAGCGGCGACACCGACACCGUAAUCAUCAACAGCGAAGUCAGCAGCAACAACAACAGCCGCAAUCGGAAUCGCACGUGCAAACGCAACAACAACAGCAAUCAUCACAUCGUCAGCCAUGCGAGUCAUCGGCAGCAACUGCAACAGCCGAUUCAUUGGCGGCAGGCAAUAAUAUUAGUUGGUGGCGUGCGGCUUUUUGGCUUUUCAUCGGCAUCGUCUAUGCGGUAGCGAAUUUCAUGAGCUACUGGCGUAGCACACCCACAUGGCUGGUGGCGACAAUUAUGUCCUUUGGCAAAUUGCUUUUCGCACUCUGCAUCGGUGGCGGCAUUCUGAUGUGCGCCUGUGGGCACGGUGGCCGCUUGAAUGCGCUGCUGAGCGCGCGCCCCUUUCUACUGCUGAAUAAAUUCUGCUUCAGUAUUUAUUUGCUAACGCCCGUAAUUACAUUGGUCGCCUAUGGUCUGCGCAAUGAACCGACCAGCUUCAAUGAGACCUCCUCCGGCACGGACUUUAUUGCGGUGAAUGUGUUGGCUGUGGUGUCUUCGUUUUUGGCCUAUGUGCUGGUGGAGUUGCCCGUGCAAAGAGUGUGCAACAAAUUGUUGUAUAAACGAAAAUAGACUCAUUGAUAUGUGUGACACACACACGAUAGUCCUGGAAGCACCACCAUGAUACAUAUAUGUACUAUAUAAGAAUUUGUUCUUCUAUGCAUCAUUUAAUAUAUUGUAUUUCAUGUACUUCAAUAUAUUUCAUUUCAUGUUUGUAUAUUAUAUAAAAUAAGAUUUGUAAAAAAACUUUUUUUAUUUUCGUACCAUUGUAUAUGUACAUAUGUCUAAGUUUUCACAAGUAUUUUUUUGUAUUUCCAUUUCAUCACAAACUAUCCAUUAAAAAUUAAAAAAACAAAACAA
This is a messenger RNA of Zeugodacus cucurbitae (melon fly), 2875 nucleotides long. Its product is annotated as nose resistant to fluoxetine protein 6. Bases 278 to 2587 code for a protein of 769 amino acids. The record is from RefSeq and is a predicted model, not a curated record. Lineage: Eukaryota; Metazoa; Arthropoda; Insecta; Diptera; Tephritidae. Gene Ontology annotation, molecular function: acyltransferase activity, transferring groups other than amino-acyl groups. The transcript has 8 exons.